Molecule: messenger RNA, 5004 nt
Organism: Brettanomyces bruxellensis
Lineage: Eukaryota; Fungi; Ascomycota; Pichiomycetes; Pichiales; Pichiaceae
Exons: 1
Coding region: 1-5004 (1667 amino acids)
Biological process (GO): meiotic chromosome separation; proteolysis
Cellular component (GO): mitotic spindle pole body; cytoplasm; centrosome
Molecular function (GO): cysteine-type endopeptidase activity
Source: RefSeq, a predicted model, not a curated record
AUGGAGCGUCAAGAAAGCCUUCGCUCAUUGGAAACAGAGCUACAACAGCUGGUAAGCGUAUCCAAGAUUAACUUGCCAUCUACUUCCAUACAACUUGAAACCAUAUCACGAAUUAAGUCCAUUACAACAUUUCUUGUUAAUAGCUCACCUGGUGUUUUAGCUGAUGAUUCUGUUUUCAAUAUUAUCACGCUUUGUGAUGAUAUUCUUCUAUGCUUUAAGAAUGAGUAUUCGCGAUCGGUAAAGAUAUUAAUGAACUUACUAGAGGUAUUAUCGGCAAAGGGUCCUUCUCAAAUUGUAAGAAAGUGCCUUUUCACGAUACACAGCAUGCUAGUUAGUUUAUGUCAAGGAAAUCAGAUACAUGACACCACAAAGUCGUUACAUUUAUUUGAUGGCCUGAAAUACAGUGAUACCGCAUUCAAAAAUGAUACUGAGCAUGUGAUUAUACGGUAUUUUUCAGUGUCUCUUUCCUUUAUAUCGAAGCAUCCGGAUCACUUCACUACAGCUGAAGUAAUGCGGUUCACAAAAGCUGAUACUCCAUUCUUUUGUUGGUUAUAUAUGACUCCAAAAGAAACAUCUCAGCCAUAUAUGAAACAUAUCAGUUUUGCAUUUAAAGCAUUGUCCAAGUCCGCAGAAACAGAAACCCAGACUCUCCGAUAUCUUAUACGUUACUUCGUCUGCCUGGUGAUAGAAGCAGAAAAUGUUGAAAUGUUGAAGAAUACAAUAAUAAGCGAUAUUCAGGAAAAGACACAACAUUUGAGUUCCUACGAAAUGAAUACUAUAAGAGAUGACGUUUAUUUGGUGAUAAAGGCUUUUCAUAUGGAUGGACCACGCUCACAGCAGAUAGAAGUUCUUAGAAAUGCGUUUCAUAUCCACCAACCAUUAUCAGAAUUCAAAAUUGAUAAUCUCACAGAUUUACCCAAGCUUCUUGACAAUCUUCAAUUGUCCGACUAUGCAACUCUUUCAAGAUUCCUCAAUGAUCACACAGAUGAAGAAUUGUUGGAAAGCUUUUUGUUCAGAAAAGGACUUUAUAAAGUUCUCAAGUCAGUCGAUAUGUCUCAAAAUUCUUCCCAGGUUUUGGUUAUCUCAAUUCUUGCGUACAUGGAACGUGUGUCGUCAAAAAGAAGUUGUCUUUCAAUUACGGGAGUACUUCACAUACUGGAUUACAUUACAAUACGUAUUAAGGAUAUGAGCCCAGAUGGGAAUGAACCCUUCCUAAAUUCAUGCCUCCAACAUUUACUCCAUAUAUUUGAAAAACGACAACAAGUGAAGCGGAUGAAAAAUUUGAGUAGUUUAUAUUACAAUUUUGCCACAACAUUAUAUCAUGAGCAUCGACAAACUUGUGUCAGCUUCUGGAAUAAUUCUCUUGAAAUAGAAACUGAUUUGAAGAACCAUCAUCACCCAUAUAAUGAUCACCUACUGAAAAAAUCCAUUAGAAUAUGCAAUUUUUUAAUUGAGCUGGCCAAAUUUGAUGAAGCAUCUAAAGUUUUAUCUGCCUGCUUUUCUGAUCAAUCGUAUAAUGCAGAACUAUCGAUCAACGAUCUUUUUGCAUGUCUAAAGGGGAAAAAUGGGAAUUUCAUGAAAUUGGCAUGCAAGUUGAUUCUGAAAUCACAGAAUGUCAAAUUUCUCUGGGCUUUGUCCAAAAAUCAAAGUUUGAUCACAUGUGUGUCCCUUGAGGUUUGCACUAUGCUGACACAAAUGUUGGAAGCAAAAGCCCAGCCUUUGAUCACAAAGAUCAUUUUGAUGCUGAAAGUUAAUCUUACGGAUAUCGGCCUUUUUCUGUUGUUUAUUUCAAAGAUUUCUUUCAUAAUAAAGUUUAGCAUUACUUUUAAGUCAAUAGGAAACCUGAAAAUUUUAAAAGAGUCUGCAGCUUAUGACUUGCGAGGAGUGAUCAAGGCACAUUUGUACUUACUUCAAGCAUACUCCUCUCCAAGAAACAUGGAAAAGUUACUUUUCAAUGCCUAUCGAUGUAUUACUACUAGAGAAUACAAAGCUGACUACACACCAUGCGAUUAUGAGGUAGACGUUUUGGCUACGGUUUCUAGAGUAUUUCAGUAUCACAAUCUCAUGAAGUUUAUGAUAGCACCCCUUGAGAAUUCUCUCAAGGAAUGUACAUUUACAAAAUCGCAGCGUCAGAAAGUGUUAUUUGAGCUUUCAAGUUGCUAUAAUCGCUUGGGAUUAAAAAAGCACGCAUCAUCACUAGAUAUUAAGCCAGGAUGUGAUGCAAGUUCAAAAAUUAUGUGGGCACUACAUAACUGCAUGCUUAUUGAAAUUGAUAGCCAUGUUUUCAUGCCACAAGAUAUGAUUAAGAAAUCGUAUAAUAAACUAAUGAGUGCGAUAGUCAAUGAUAAUGACUUCACUUUUAAAGGGAAAAGGGACAGCUCUCUCAUAAUUGAUCUAAUUUUUCUUUUGGCUCGGGUAUCCCAUCUGCAUGCUUUAUUAUCUAUGAAUUUUGGUCACCCUUCCGCUUCAGUGUUAUCAUUUAAGAGAAGUAUACGGAUUCUCCAAUCUGUAUUGAAAAACUUUCUGUUGCCAAACUCUUCACUGUCAUUGACUUUAAAUGAGAAGAUGUUAACAACAUGUGAAUACUCUAUGAGGUCUGUUGAAGGCUACAAUUCACUGUUGAAUUGUUUGUUUCAUUAUGGACUAGGAAAAGAAAUUGAUUACUUUAUAAAGGAAUACUGGUCAUUUGUUGAAACUCAGCCAUCAAAAUAUGUUCACUGUUCUUGCCUGAUUGAUUCUGCAUUAUUCGAAGCAUUAAGAGGACGUUACAAGGAGGCUGCGGAUUGCCUAUCUGCUGGCACAUCUGAGUAUAAAACUUUGACAUUCGUUGGAGAAAAUCAAUUGCAUAUUUUGGCAGUUCAGCAGAUGGUAUAUCAUCAGUCGCAAAACUCAGAUGAUUUUACAAACGCUGCUGAACGUUAUGAUUCGAUAAUGGAUAACUUAUUAACAUUUAAAGAGCAUCCUCUUAAUUCAUGUGAUGACUCUGAGCAUAGAGAUGAGCACCUUUAUAUACAGGAUCAGGAAUAUUUGCGUUCGGAAUGGUCUCGCUGUCAAAGAAUAAGAUCACUUGAUAACAUGGUGAAGAUGAAUCUGCACGCCAUAAUGAGUAACGACACGAUAACAAAAAGUCAGUACGAAUUACAAAAGAUCAAUGAAGAGAUUCAAAAGAAGAUCGGUUCUCAAACGUUGGAAUUUCUAAUUUCAUACCCACUUUACUGUUCUACCGAAAAUCAAGCUUCAUUAUCUUCAUACGCGAGUUCAUUUAACAAACGUAUACUUGCUAUGAAUUCUUUUCAAAUUUGUUCACAAAUGUCAAGCAGGGAGAGGAAAAGCAUGAUGGAAACAUUAACAACAGUUUUCAAUUGCUUGAUACCAUUUCAAAAAGAGGCUGAUCUCCACGCUAUUUAUCAAUUUCUAAGUAUUUCCUAUGAUCAAAAUAGGUUUGAACCUUUUAUUAUUGAAAAAGAACUUGCUUGUCAAAUUGAGGAUCCAAAGACGGUACUACCUCCAAGAUUGAUGGAUACCAACUUCGAUAUAAAGCUUUUAUCGAAUAGUCGGAAACUUUGUGAUCUUCUCCCUCAGAAUUGGGCAGUAAUCUCCAUUGACACACAUAAUACCAAGGAUUUCUUAACUUUAACAAAGUAUCUGGCCGGCGGCUCGUCUCCUAUAAUGGUGAAUAUUCCUUUGACUAAAGCAGAAAACGGAUCAAGAAAUAUGUUUUCGGUAAAGUUCGCAAUACAUGAAUUUGAGGACAUCAUCCAGAAAAGCGAUGCCACUACUAGUUAUAGAGUUACGUCUUCAAUAAAGACUAAGCAGGAUAGAGUUGCUUGGUGGACGGCAAGAAGGUCUCUAGAUAAUGACUUGGAAAAUCUCUUGAUGAGGAUUGAGACUGUCUGGUUUGGUGGUCUUUCCUCAUUAUUUGGUGAUUUCAUCUUUGAUGUGAAGAUUUUGAAAGCAUUCAAGAGUAGUUUUGUCAGUAUAAUUGCUGAUAAUCUUACUAAAGCCGGUUCUGAACACACCGUCAUUGAAAAACUCCGGAGUAUUGUUCCCGAACUGUUCUCUCUAUUCUUACAAUUAGCAAUGAAUCCCUCUGACAACUAUAUGGAGGACUUACUAUUUUACUUUUUGGAUGCAAUUACUGGACUUGGGAGAGAAUUUGAUUACCGUCGAUUAGACAUGGAUUCUCUGUAUACAGAUAUUAUUGCACUUUGCAAUAAAACAAUUAGUGAUAUCGAUUGUGAAUCAUUGAGACAUAUUGAACAUACGGUUCUUGUACUUUCGGACGGUUGCGUUAAAUUACCAUGGGAAUCAAUUCCAUCUUUACGAGGAAAGUCUGUGUCUAGAAUGCCGAGUAUUACUCAACUUGUUGAAUAUCUAAAGAAUUUUGGCACCUUGAUUUCUGAAGGUGUUAGCGCAGAUAACGGUUAUUACAUUUUGAAUCCAGGUGGUGAUUUGGUCAAGACUGAAUCCAGAUUCAAAGAGAAAUUUGAAGUUAUGUCUGGGUGGUCUGGAAUUACAGGAAAACGGCCAUCAGAAGAAACAAUACUGAAUGCCCUAAGUAAGAAGGAGCUUUACUUUUAUGCUGGUCAUGGCGGAGGAGAGCAAUAUAUUAGAUCAAAAUCUAUUCAAAAAUUCGAGAAACUUCCCCCAUGUUUGCUUCUUGGCUGUUCAUCGGGAAGUCUUCAUGUGUCAGGUAUAUGUCAUUCCUACGGUACUGUGUACAACUACAUUAUCGGGAAAAGUCCCAUGAUAUUGGCAAAUCUCUGGGAUGUCACAGAUAAAGAUAUCGACCGGUUUACGCUCAAUACUCUGGAAAAAUGGGGGCUUUUUGUCGAUUAUGAUUCGAUUGACAUCGUCGAUUCGCUGGAUAAUUUCGAGAAUGAUAACAAUCACACGCUUUGUGAAUGCGUCGCCAAAAGCAGAAACUCGUGCAAGUUGAAGUAUUUAAACGGGGCGGCCCCAGUUGUGUACGGACUUCCACUUAAAUUGAAGUUGAAUAGUUGA